This is a messenger RNA of Triplophysa rosa, 2118 nucleotides long. RefSeq names its product monoglyceride lipase (gene mgll). The coding region runs from base 193 to 1095 and encodes 300 amino acids. The transcript is spliced from 8 exons. Gene Ontology annotation, cellular component: membrane. Lineage: Eukaryota; Metazoa; Chordata; Actinopteri; Cypriniformes; Nemacheilidae. The record is from RefSeq and is a predicted model, not a curated record. Gene Ontology annotation, molecular function: lipase activity.
CACCCAUUAAGCAUCUGUGGGGUGCGCGCAUCAGGGUAGAGCCCAGUGCGGAGAAACAGCAGCAGAGUGCGCGUCGCUGUGACCAACCGGCUCCGGUAACAGUUACCGGACCGCAGACUCAGAAAGUUGACUUUAAUAUUGUUUCAUCCAGCAGAAUCUGUCACAGUUUCAGACUCGAGCCUCGGCGGGAACAUGCCGGAACCCGAGGGAACUCGUCGGUCACCGCAAGGUGUCCCCUACACCGACCUGCCGCACAUCGUCAAUGCCGACAGACUGCACUUGUUCUGCCGUUACUGGGAGCCCGACAGUCAGCCGAAGGCUCUGGUGUUUGUUGCUCAUGGAGUAGGAGAACAUUGUGGGAGAUAUGCCGACAUUGCUCACAGUCUCACCCAACAUGGCAUACUGGUGUUCUCCCACGACCAUGUUGGUCAUGGUCAGAGUGAAGGUGAAAGAAUGAAUAUUAAUAACUUCCAGACUUACAUCAGAGAUUCCCUUCAGCACAUCGACAUUAUGAAGGGGCGGUACCCCAACCUGCCAGUCUUCAUCAUUGGCCACUCAAUGGGAGGAGCCAUUUCUAUUCUGACUGUCUGUGAGAGACCACAGGACUUUGCAGGUGUGGUUCUUAUAGCCCCCAUGGUUCAAAUGAACGCAGAGUCUGCUACACCCUUCAAGGUUUUUAUGGCUAAAGUUUUAAACCGAUUAGCUCCCAAGCUUUCUCUCGGCACUAUUGACGCAAGAUUGAUUUCACGGGAUCCCAAACAGGUGGAGGCAUAUGACACAGAUGAACUAAAUCAUCACGGAGGGCUGUGUGUCUCACUUGGAAUGCAGUUGAUGAAUGCGGCCGCUCGCAUUGAGAAAGAACUGUCCAACAUCACAUGGCCCUUCUUUAUUAUGCAUGGCGAUGCUGACAAGCUUUGUGACAUCAGAGGUUCUCAUCUAAUGUAUAAUGAGGCCAAGAGCACAGAUAAAAAAAUGAAGGUAUAUGAAGGAGCUUACCAUGCCCUACAUCAUGACUUACCCGACACAGCUGAAUCUGUCUUAAAGGAGGUGAGCACAUGGAUUCUGGAGAGAGUCCCUACCCCUAAUGGGUUUUAGCUGUCAAUCCCAAAAUGCACAAUUGCCCAUAUCUAAUUCGUACUGACAAAGGAUGUCUGACUGCACUACAUGCCAACAAAACUACACUCAUUAUGAUUAAUCUAAGAGAAGAGGUCAAUGUGAACUUUGACCCUAAAGUUCUUUAAUAUGGCACUGUAAAUGUUUUGUAAAAAAUGUUUUAAGACUGUAACCCAUACUUCAAAGGUAUUAGCAUGGUAGGGCAUGAUUCAUAUGUUACCGUAGCAAUUAUAAUGAGGGAUAUAAUGAACCCUGUUGCCACGGUAAUAGAACACAGCUGCAAUUUGCUCUGUUAUGUCCAGUCCCUGCUUAUUAGAGAUGCAGUGCUGCCCCUGCUGGACAACAGCGACAUUGCGCUUUGCUUUGAGCUCAGUUACCAAGCAACUCCAACUCGAAUAUAUAUUGCCUUGCAUUGGCAGAAAAACAAAUUGAACCUAAAGAGAUGGUAAUCUGUGGAAAGAUUCAAAAUGUCUGCCAAGCAACUUUGACACUGCAUAGAGAUUAAACAGACUAUCUAUAGAAGCAUAUAGAAACACAGGAGAGAAUGAAAAGUUUGUUUUACAAAUUCCUUAAGGUUUGACUGUUUUAAAGAGACUGUUCCAUUUCUUUGGGUAAACAAAUAUAAAUAUAAAAGCUGUUUAUAGCUGAUUCUUUCUUGGGCUGUAAUAUCCCAUUCCUUUAUUUUUACCAGUGUUGGUUUUGUUGACUAUGUUACUUAGUAAAAAUAUGGUUACUGUUAAAAUGACGGUAUGUUCACAAUUGCUUUUGUGACCUCAGGGUUAUAGAGAGAUCAGCUAGGGUGCUCGUGGGGUUUGUAGCUCUAAAUAAAUAUUCAGUUGUUAAAGUCAGUUUUCCACAUCAUCUAAACAUUUAAUGCGCCUCACUCAAAAGAACUGUUCUGAUUCAGACAAGGGGGUGGGGGGGUUUGUUACAGAGAUUUGCUUCUAAGCUGUAGAGGCAUUUUUAUCAAUGAAUGUGAAUCAAUAAAGGUUUUUUUAUUCCUGA